CCGACCGGCAGCGUGUCCAGAUCCCUGUGACAUAUUGACGGUGUUCGUCUAAACAGGUUUUUAUGAUAAACUCACGAUGUCUUGGGUCAAAGCAGUUUCGCACAGUGAAGAAGAUGUUUUCGACGAGAACGCGGACGACAUCAGUUUGCUCACGAGAGAGUGGACAUCCAACAUGAAGAGGCGAGUCAGGGAUGGUUAUGUAGACGGAGUAGAUGACGGGGAGGAAGCCUCACUCCAGGUCGGUUUCAACAUGGGCUUCAGUGAAGGAGCAGCUCAGGUUGCCCCUGUGGGCCGUCUCAAAGGCAUUGUAAGUGCUGUAUGCUGCUGGUGCCAGAUCCAACAUCCGGAAAGUCCCGUCCCAGCCUCUGUGACUGACCUCCUGCAGCGGGUUUCGCAAUAUGAAGACACGGUCAUGGACGGCAUCAGGCAGGUGUUGGAGAAUCCUCCUCCCAGCGUGAGCGACAUCUCUGAGAGCAUGGAGGAUCUUGAGGUGAAGCAGGCAGAUCCAGGCUGUCAUGGAGAGGGAUGUAAAGAAACAGACUGCUGCAGGGGAGGAGAAAAAAUGGACCUGGACCUUCCUCACCAGCAGCAAAAGCCCUGUUCUGGGUCCGCUGACUCGUCCUCCAGCUCAAGUGAAAGCCUGAACUACCUUUUGCAGCGCUGCGUUGAUCUGGUGUCAGAGCUCGGACUGCCGCAGGAGCUCAUCGGUCACAUACAGGAGCUGAAGAACAUGUAGUGUUGAGCAUCAGGACAACUGCACAGGCACAUGAACUAUGAAACAAGACAGGUUUUAGUGUAAAUUUCUUACACAGGGCGAUGAAGUGUUUGAUGUAUAUGGUACAAUAUAGAAUUUUGCAUUCAAAAUUUGUGUAAGAUGGUUGAAGAAUAUUUGAAAAUAAAAAAGGCUUUACUAUUUUUUCUACA
Molecule: messenger RNA, 924 nt
Organism: Chelmon rostratus (copperband butterflyfish)
Lineage: Eukaryota; Metazoa; Chordata; Actinopteri; Chaetodontiformes; Chaetodontidae
Gene: otulina
Product: OTU deubiquitinase with linear linkage specificity a
Exons: 3
Coding region: 77-736 (219 amino acids)
Source: RefSeq, a predicted model, not a curated record